Messenger RNA from Sycon ciliatum, 3927 nucleotides. RefSeq lists its product as uncharacterized. Gene Ontology annotation, biological process: DNA integration. The transcript has a single exon. The record is from RefSeq and is a predicted model, not a curated record. Gene Ontology annotation, molecular function: nucleic acid binding; zinc ion binding. The coding region runs from base 1 to 3927 and encodes 1308 amino acids. NCBI's taxonomy places the organism in Eukaryota, Metazoa, Porifera, Calcarea, Leucosolenida, Sycettidae.
AUGGCUCGAUUCCAGCCACCGGGAACGUUUGACUUCGCCGAUCCGACGCAAUGGGACGACUGGUUGGAGCGAUUCCGCCAGUUCCGAAAAGUCACGAAACUGCACAAAGAGGACGAAGACGUACAGGUCGCAACUCUGCUGUACACGAUGGGUCCACAGGCGACCACUGUAUUCAAGCAGCUGACGUUCGCCGACGCGGGUGAUCGAGAGAAAUAUAAGGAAGUGGAGACUAAACUCUCGGCCUACUUCAAGCCCGUUUCCAACGUCGUCCACGAACGAACGAUGUUCGAACGCGCCACCCAGUCGCCAUCCGAGACCGUGGACGAGUUUCUGCGUCGUCUCCACCGCAUCGCGGACAAAUGCGAGUUCAAGGACGCUCGCGAUGACCGCAUCCGCGAUCGCUUUAUGGCCAACCUGGUGGACAGGAAGCUCACCCUCGAGCUCCAGCUGCUCGACAAGCCAGACCUGGCCAAGGCUGCUACGCACGCCAGGAACUACGAGCAGGUGCACCGACAAGUGGCGGCGCAGCGCCACCAAUUGGAGAUCUCUGCACCCCCGCAAGCAGCAGCAGUACGAUCGAGCGCACCCAGCCAGCGCCGUCCCGACCACUCACCAGCGCUCCGCACAGGCCAGGAGCCCUGCAGAUGGUGUGGGAAACCGGCUACACACUCCCGACGUGAGUGUCCUGCUCGGUCUGAGAAGUGCAGCUCCUGUGGUAAAAUGGGCCACUACAGCAGGGUGUGCCUGUCCAAGGCCAGCAAGGCACCGCAACAGCAGUCAGCACACUCUGUGCAGCCGGCCAGCUGGUCGCCGCCAGACCAGAGCCAGUCACUGUUCAUGGGUGGUGUCACCGAUGCUAACCUGCUGGAGGGCGGACCCUGGAUGCGCUCAGUGACGAUCGGCCAAACACCGGUGGUGUUCAAGGUCGACACAGGUGCGGAUACAUCCGUGAUGAACGCCAGCACCUUUGCCAGCCUACAGCCCGCCCCAGCACUUAAGCGGCCAUCCACCAACCUGAUGGGACCCGAUGGCGCCCGGCUCAAUCUGGCCGGUCAGUUUUCCGUGGCCAGCCAGGCACUCACUGGCGAAGUUUUCAACCACGAGGUUUACGUGCUCGCUGGAGAUGGUGCCAAUCUGCUGAGCCGACAAGCCUCCAUCCGCAUGGGCUUCGUCCGACAAGGCAUAGGCCACAUCAAGGCAGACCCGACGCGUGCUGAGCCGUUGGGGUGUAUGCAAGGCCCGCCCGCCACCAUCCGGCUCAAACCCGACGCCCAGCCAUAUCACUGCCCAGUCGCUCGACGGGUGCCUUUCCCGCUGCUCCAGAAGGUAGAGGCCGAGUUAGCACGAAUGGUGGACACUGGCAUCGUCGAGCCCGUAACCGAGCCCACUGAGUGGUGCGCCCCAAUGGUGGCCGUCCGCAAGAAAUCAGGUGACGUCCGGAUCUGCGUCGACCUCAAGCGUCUGAAUGCGUCCGUGCAGCGUGAGUCCUUUGUCUUGCCGACUGUGGACGAGACACUUGCCAAGCUCGCCGGAGCCACGGUCUUCUCCACGCUCGACACACGCAAGGGUUUCUGGCAAGUACCCCUCGCCGCUUCUUCCCAACAUCUCGCCACAUUCAUCACACCCUUCGGCCGCUACAUGUUCCGACGUCUUCCAUUCGGGAUCACAUCGGCGCCCGAGAUUUUCCAGCGUCGGCUGAUGGCCAUACUGGAGGGAAUACAGGGUGUGUGUGUCUUCAUGGACGACAUUCUAGUGUACGGUGCUACCAUUGAAGCCCAUGACCUGGCUCUACAACAAGUUCGGGAGGCGCUAGCGGCUGCAUCCGUGACUCUGAACCCGGACAAGAGCCAUUUGCGCCAGCCGACAGUCAAAUUCCUGGGCCACCGGAUCAGUGCAAGCGGGGUCCAGCCCGAUCCUGACCGUGUCGCGGCAAUCCUGCAACUGGCUGCUCCUACUGAUGUCCCCGGUUUACGCCGGCUGCUAGGCCUCUUCAAUUAUGUGGGGAAGUUCAUUCCCGAUUUGGCCAGCAUCUCCGCACCUCUCCGUGCACUGCUCCGCACUGACGUCGCUUGGUUGUGGGACGCCCAGCAACAGGCGGCACUCGACCAGUUGAAGUCCCUCGUCGCUAAAGCCUGCACUCUCGCCUUCUUCGACCCAGCCAAGCCUGCCACGGUCAGUGCUGAUGCCAGCAGCUAUGGUCUCGGAGCUACCCUACUACAGAUGCACGACGGCGAGCUGCGCCCAGUCGCCUACGCUUCCAAGUCUCUCAGCGAUACCGAAAAGCGCUACGCACAGAUUGAGAAGGAGCUGCUCGCUGUGACAUGGGCCUGUGACCACUUCGCACAGUACCUCCAGGGUGGCUGUCCGUUUCAGGUGCAAACCGAUCACAAGCCUCUGGUGCCAUUGAUCAACGCCAGGGACCUCGACAACACGCCACUCCGGUGCCAGCGAAUGCUCAUGCGGCUGCUCCGAUACGACGUGACAGCUGUCUACGUGCCGGGUCCACGCCUCGUAGUUGCAGAUGCUCUGUCCCGGGCUCCCGGCGACGACAGCACCGAAACCUCCACCAUGGCCGACGUCAUCAACGACAUCGAAGCCCAUGUGUCCGCCGUCUCGGCUGAGUAUGCAUCGCCCGACUUCUGCAGCCGUGUUCGCCUCGCCAUAGCCGAUGAGGCCAUCCUCGCUCAGGUGCGCCAGUUCGUUGCCGCCGGCUGGCCCGACAAAGAGCACAGCAUCCCGGACAACCUCCACCCAUACUUCCACUCCAGGCAGGCCCUCUCCAUCGCCGAUGGCUGCCUGUACUUCGGCGAUCGGCUAGUCAUACCUGCGUCCCUGCAGUCCGAGGUCUUACGUGCAAUCCACGAGGGUCAUCAGGGCGUCACCAAGUGCCGUGCCCGUGCCCGGGCAGCAGUGUGGUGGCCAGGGCUUAGCAGUCAGAUCGCCGACACAGUCCGCAACUGCGAAGUCUGCAGCCGGACACGCCUGGUCCCCGCAGCUCCACUGCACCCUCUGCCACUCCCAGACCGCCCAUGGCAGCGCGUUGCGGCCGACCUCUUCACACUGGAUGGUAUCGACUACCUGAUUACGGUUGACUACUUCUCCCGAUUUGUAGAAGUGGAUCAGCUCCGCACCACCACCUCCGCCGCCAUCAUUGCGGCCCUCAACAUGCACUUUGCGCGGCACGGUUUCCCAGACAGCUUCGUUUCGGACAACGGGCCGCAGUUUGCUAGCUCGGAGUUCGCACUCUUCCUGACCCGUCACGAUAUCGAGCACCGUACCAGCUCACCUCGCUACCCGCAGAGCAAUGGCAUGGUAGAACGCUCAGUGCGCACCAUCAAGGAGCUACUCCGCAAGUCCACCGACCUCCCGACAGCUCUACUCGCGUAUCGCUCUACCCCGUUGCAAUGUGGUUUCACCCCUGCUCAGUUGUUAAUGGGGCGGCAACUCCGCUCCACAGUGCCAACACCCGCGGCCCAGCUGACACCAGCCUGGCCAGACCUGGAUCUGGUUCGCCGUCGAGAAGCUCAGCAGCAGGACCGGCAAGCCUCGGACUUCGACCGCAGACACCGUGUCCGGUCGCCCAGUCGGCUCGCAGCGGGGGACCGGGUGUGGGUUACAGACCUGCGCCAGGAAGGAGUGGUACAGCUACAGCUCAGCGAGCGAUCUUACAAUGUCAAGACAGCCACCUCCACCGUACGUCGAAACGCGAGGAGCCUCCGGCCACUCCCGCCAAGCCCAGCAGAAGUGGAGACACCAGCAGCCCCCAUCGCCCUGCAGCCCGAGGCCACCGGGACACGCGGCAGAGAAUCUCCCGUGGCGAGCUGCGACGGCACACCAGCUGCUGCCGAGGCCGGCACAAGUGCCACCUCCACUACGCGUUCAGGUCGCAAAGCCAUUGCACCUGAGCGGCUUAUCUCGACCAUAUGA